Penicillium oxalicum is the source of this 189-nucleotide messenger RNA. RefSeq lists its product as uncharacterized. The transcript has a single exon. Lineage: Eukaryota; Fungi; Ascomycota; Eurotiomycetes; Eurotiales; Aspergillaceae. The coding region runs from base 1 to 189 and encodes 62 amino acids. The record is from RefSeq and is a predicted model, not a curated record.
AUGACUACGACUGACUUUGACUGGAUGUUCAGGGGAAAUCUCCUCCAACUUUGGAGAAUCUCUCCAGUCUCCACGGGGGUGCGAGGCUGGGUUCUUCUUUGCCGAAUGGAGUGGAAAGGACGAAAGAUGGAAGAACACUCCAUUAGAGUCAGCGCAAAUAUCCAACAGGGCCAGAACCACCAAUUCUAG